AUUCUAUUCUCUGAUUGAUUGAUUGAUUCGUGGAUGGCAACGACCCUAUCCACGUCUCCUCCUUCUUAUCCGAACCAAACUUGGUUUUCUACAACCAACGAAACUUCAGGAAAUUGCAGUUUAGAGUCUGAUGAUGAAUCGAAAUCUUUCUAUGAUGGUAUUUCUGGGUUGUCUACCGAAGAACGUGUUUCUUCUGCUUCCCUGUCCUUUUGUAGCAAAGAAGCUUCACCUGCCAUUCAUAGACACUGGACUAUACAAAAGUUAGGUAUAACUAGCCAAAUAUUAGGAACAGAUGAGCAAUCCAAUCCGUUGGAAACUGAUUCAGGACAAGUGCAUAGUUGUUCGCCUUUGACAGCAACGAACAGCAGUGUCUCCAGUCCUGAUGACCAUCACGCCCAUGAUUUUUCAAGCUGUGUCCAAACUGAGUCGACUGACUGCAAUGGUUCUGAUGUAUACUCUUCAUCUUGGGAACCUUUGUUAUUGGAAGACACUAGUCGUUUUGUUUUAUUUCCCAUAAGAUAUAGGCAAAUAUGGGAAUUAUAUAAACGUGCGGAAGCUAGUUUCUGGACAGUUGAAGAAGUCGACCUAUCCCAAGAUUUACGAGAUUGGAAUUCUCUCCAUUCAUCAGAGCAACACUUUAUAUCCCAUGUUUUGGCAUUUUUUGCAGCUUCUGAUGGCAUCGUGAAUGAAAACUUGGCAGCUCGUUUUAGUACUGAAGUUCAAGUACCCGAAGCGCGUUGUUUCUAUGGUUUUCAGAUGGCUAUGGAAAAUGUACAUUCGGAAAUGUACGCUUUACUUAUCGAUACUUAUAUUCGAGAUAUGGCAGAAAAGCGUCGUUUGUUCUACGCCAUCGAAAAUCUUACUUGUGUGAAAAAGAAAGCGGAUUGGUCUUUAAAAUGGAUACGAUGUUCCAGCAGUUUUGCUGAGCGUUUAGUUGCCUUUGCAGCAGUAGAAGGGAUAUUCUUUUCUGGUUCUUUUUGUUCCAUAUUUUGGUUAAAGAAACGGGGCUUGAUGCCUGGUCUUACUUUCUCCAAUGAGUUGAUAUCACGAGAUGAAGGCUUGCAUUGUGAAUUUGCUUGCCUUUUGUAUAGUCUUCUUCAACAUCCGUUAUCUCAAGAACGUGUGACAGAAAUUAUAGUCGAUGCGGUGGAUCAUGAAAAGGAAUUUAUUUUAGAUGCUUUACCAGUUGCUUUGAUAGGAAUGAAUGCGGGUUUAAUGUCACAGUAUAUAGAAUAUUGUGCUGAUCGGUUAUUACAGGCUCUAGGUUAUCGUUCCUAUUAUCAAGUAUCCAAUCCAUUUGAUUGGAUGGAGUUGAUAUCGUUACAAGGCAAAACCAAUUUUUUUGAAAGAAGAGUAGGAGAAUAUCAAAUGGCAGGAGUUAUGGCUAGGAAGGAAGACCAAGUUUUUCGUACCGACUUGGACUUUUAAUAAAUAUGAAAAUUUUCGAAA
Molecule: messenger RNA, 1449 nt
Organism: Galdieria sulphuraria
Lineage: Eukaryota; Rhodophyta; Bangiophyceae; Galdieriales; Galdieriaceae
Product: ribonucleoside-diphosphate reductase subunit M2
Exons: 2
Coding region: 34-1428 (464 amino acids)
Biological process (GO): deoxyribonucleotide biosynthetic process
Molecular function (GO): oxidoreductase activity
Source: RefSeq, a predicted model, not a curated record